ACUUCAAUCAUGUCGAAUAACGCUGAACAGCCUAAGGUCGUUCCUGAGGAUGAUGACGAGCCCGAUGAGUGGGACAAGCGCAUUUUCAGCACUGGCUGUCAUGCCGAGCAGGAUAAGAUGAAUGACUGCUAUUUCGUUAAGAAGGACUGGCGAGCUUGCAAGGACGAGAUGGAAGCUUUCCGUGAAUGCUGGAAGCGCCAGGGCAACGACCAACGUACUGAGAGCCAGGACGCAUAAUGCAACACAAACAUGUACUAUUACUCUUGACACAAUUGGCUCCUCUGCCCUUUGAUUACAAUUAUUUUACUC
This is a messenger RNA of Penicillium pulvis, 309 nucleotides long. RefSeq lists its product as uncharacterized. Lineage: Eukaryota; Fungi; Ascomycota; Eurotiomycetes; Eurotiales; Aspergillaceae. The transcript has 4 exons. The record is from RefSeq and is a predicted model, not a curated record. Gene Ontology annotation, biological process: mitochondrial respiratory chain complex IV assembly. Gene Ontology annotation, cellular component: mitochondrial intermembrane space. The coding region runs from base 10 to 237 and encodes 75 amino acids.